Harpegnathos saltator (Jerdon's jumping ant) is the source of this 2742-nucleotide messenger RNA. RefSeq names its product Transferrin 3 (gene Tsf3). Bases 310 to 2475 code for a protein of 721 amino acids. Gene Ontology annotation, biological process: iron ion transport. Lineage: Eukaryota; Metazoa; Arthropoda; Insecta; Hymenoptera; Formicidae. The record is from RefSeq and is a predicted model, not a curated record. Gene Ontology annotation, cellular component: early endosome; recycling endosome; plasma membrane. The transcript has 17 exons.
UUCGGUCAGAUCAACGUCGGCCGCACAUCACGUCAAGUCAGCUGUCCGCGAUCCAAGUAGCCGGACUCCAAGUAGUCGAAGGAGCCGUUCGAGCGAGCGGAGAGAGAAGAUCGCUCUUGGACGGAUCGCGCGACCGUCACUCGUGUCAUCCGACUCGUGUACUGAAUCGGGCUUUCAAGUUCGGUACUCGCGUGGCGCACGAAACGGGGCAGGAGUCGACGCGCUGCUUUCCUACCGCAUGUAUAACGAGAAUCUCAACGUGAAGAAAUAUUUCUUCUCGCAAGAGGGACGGCGGCAAGGCCGAGGUUGAUGAUGGAUCUUCGUGCGUCUGUCUGGCACUAUUUCACGCUCGUCGCUCUCGUAAACUGCUACGGAUCCGUCAGCGCCGAGAAACUGAGACUAUGCAUCGUCGAAAGCGCACACACCACGGUGAGAGUUCGUUCACUCUGUCCGAAACUAGUUGCUCUAAACAGCCCGAUAGCGUGUGUCACGGACAUUGACAGAUUCAGCUGUCUGCGUCGAUUGACCGUUGGCGACGCCGAUUUCGCGGUAUUGGAGCCAGAAGACCUCGUUGCAGCGGCGGCUUACAACGAGUACAACGUUCUAGUCACGAAUGAGUUGAGACUCUUCUUAAACGAUAAGCAACGUUUUCAAAUGGUGGCUUUAGUACAUAAAAACGUGAAACACAUAUGGGACGUGAAGGACAGGCGAUUCUGUCAUCCCGGCUUGGAUACCAGCAACGACUGGACUAAAACCUUCUCGAUGUACUUCGAGUACUGGGUAAUCCCCAGUGAGUGCGAUCCCAACAAGACGCUGCUCGAGAAUAGAAUGUACACAUUGUCCAAUUACUUCGAGAUGGCUUGCGUCGCUGGUCCAUGGUCGGCGGACACGAUAUUCGACGGGCAAUUAAAGUCGAAGUACAAGAAUCUCUGUGCCGCGUGCGACAACCCGGCCGGUUGUUACAGCGACGACAAGUACCACGGACGCGAGGGUGCCUUGUUGUGCCUCACUGAAGACGUCGGCGACAUCGCCUGGGUCAGGCUGGACGACACUCUCGUGCACUUCAAGGAUGAGCAAGUCGACAAGCGGAAUUACAACUAUCUGUGUCCGGACGGCGGCACCAGGCCGCUCGAGUACGACAAGCCUUGCGUCUGGCUAUCGAAACCCUGGCCGGUCAUCGUGGCUAGUUCACAGAUCGCCGAGAAAGUCUCCCGCACGAUGAACCUCCUGAAGAACGCGACGUUCGGCUGGGAAACGAGCGUGUUGCAGUUGAUGGAGGGCUAUCACAUUUCUCCGGUCAGUACAGAAAACCUGGAAACGCCCGAGGAUUACUUACGACGAUUCCCCGGUUUCAUGAGCGCCAACAAUCGUGUGACUUGCCGACCUUCGCGACGAGUGCAGUGGUGCGUAGCGUCUAAUUUGGAGGAGCGCAAGUGUCGUUGGCUGAGAGAAGCCUCCGUCGUUUACGGCGUGGAACCGCCGAUCUCCUGUAUUCAGGAAAUUAACAGAGCGUCAUGCUUGGAUGCUCUGCGAAGUCGACGAGCGGACAUCUUCGUCGCUAGGACCGAAGAGCUCCUGCAGGCGAGGAAAAAGGGUUUGAAGCCUAUCAUCUACGCGUUAUCGAACAAGAAGCAGGAAUUGAACAGAAUCGCGGCGGUGGUGAAACACGACUCGAAAUUCAGGAGCCUGAGAGAUCUCGAAGGCGCUGCCAAGGCGUGCUUCGCGGGCUACGAAAGCGUCGGCUGGAACGCUUUCGUGUCGACGAUGAGGAACGCUUCAGCCGAGAAAUGGGGCUGCCAGGACACGCAGGCUGUUGCAAAGUUCUUCAAGGACAGCUGCGUGUUUGGCCUGACCGAUCAGGAUAGGAGCGAGUUGCCGGCUAAUUUGUACUCCUUGUGCAAACAAGGGGAAACGGCGGCCGAUGAUAUAAGCGCCUUCGACUGCUUGACUUCCGGCCUCGCUGACGUCGCCUUCGUCAAUCUGAAGGCCAUUGAGAAGAAAACCGGUAAUUUCGACCUGGAGCACGAAGGCGCGAGCGAGAAGGGGUACAGACUGUUGUGCUUGGACGAGCCAGACGCUGUCCAGAAAACAAGUCCAUGCUUGCUCACUUGGACGCCUUUCGGCGCGGUGAUUGCGCAUGAGAAUAUAACGAGUCUAAGGCGCGAAGAGAUUUACUCGAUGCUGCUCGAGAUGGACAGUCUGUUCGGGACAAGCCGCGGGCAGAUGGAGACGCCCGUGUUCUCGUUGUACGGUCCUUACAACAACGUUCGCGACUUGAUCUUCCCGGAGGAGACGCGGCAUUUGCAGUUGCACGGUCGCCAGUUGCAGCGAGUACGCAGUUACGACCAGAUCAUAGAGGAUCUUCUGAUACAGAAGACUUGCAGUGCCGCGAGCAGAUGGAUCUCUCACCCCCUUCCGGGGAUACUCUCCCUGUGCGUGGCUGUCGUUACUUCGAGUCGAUUUUUGAGCUGUUAGCACGACGAUGUGUGAUUGCGCUCUCUAUUAGAAUACAGUUCAGAAAUAUCGUUGCGUGUAGCAUGUAAUUCAAGGGGUCCGACCUUUUUCUCCACCCUAUAUAAAAGAAAUAAAGAGAAUAUAUAAAAAAUAAAGAAAAGAACACGCGAGACGUCAAGCAGAGACCGAGCUGUGUAUAAAAUUCAUGGUAUAUUCCAGCUAUACACUCCUAGCGCUCCGUAUCCGUUGUGAUAUACCCCUCUUUAAAUAUACGAUAUAUAUUUUAUA